AUGCCGAAGCUGUUGGCCGCUCGAGCGGCCGGACCGUUGGCUAGCCAGACGCAGCUUGAACAGGACGCCGAAGAGGAUCUGCCCGCUCCACACUUCGAAGGCGAUCCGACCCCGAGACUCUCGCAGCGUUCGCCCGUGGGCAGCGCCAACCUGAUCCUCCGCAACUUCCGCGACAUUCCGCUCGACACCGCGCAGCUAGCUCCGGCCAACGGCCUCGUCUUCCCAGCCGACAUGGACUUGACGUUCACGCGCGAACAGAUGGGCAAGGAGGGCUAUACUAUGGUUGGCAAAGGCGGACCAAAGGACGGCCCUUUUACGCUCGCCCAUCAUUGGCUUGCCUUUAAGAUGGACAAGAAUCUAUGCGGGAUUAAUGGCAGGCUAGCGGCUCCAGGCGAACCGCUCGUGAUCAUCUCGAGCAAGGAGCGUCUGGACGAGAUCGCAAACGCCGUCUCCCGCUCCCACCGCCCCGACAAGCCUUACGAGGGCGUCAACGUCUUUGUUUCACGGAUCGACACUGUCUGGCUAUACUGCGGACGCUAUCGAAUCGUCCACGAUGGCCGACUCGAUGAGCAUGCCCAGCCUCUGCCCGUCGGACCCUCCGCCAACCAGAUGUGGCCGCCACUUCUGCGGCGGGCGUUCCGUCGUCACGCCAGCGAUAAUAAGGACACCAAGACACUGCCGCCGUGGCGUCAACGAGUCCUGCGGGACUGGAAUUUCGAAACGGCGUACGACCUUGUGUUGGCGGACCAGGAGUUGAAGGCGGCGCAACCGAGCGAGCGGCCGCAGAGGGUGAUGCGAUACCUCGUCCUCGCUUGCGAUGGUGUUGACGAGGAAUCGUUGGCCGUUUGGAAGGCGAAUAAGCUGAGUGGGAAGAGGAAGGCCGUCGAAGAUGGAGACAAGGCGGCGAAGAAAAAGCGAUCAGCGCCCGCGGAGGAUGACUACCACUCCGACGACGAUGGCGAAGAUGACGAGUACUGA
Molecule: messenger RNA, 978 nt
Organism: Rhodotorula toruloides NP11
Lineage: Eukaryota; Fungi; Basidiomycota; Microbotryomycetes; Sporidiobolales; Sporidiobolaceae
Exons: 2
Coding region: 1-978 (325 amino acids)
Source: RefSeq, a predicted model, not a curated record